Molecule: messenger RNA, 2572 nt
Organism: Drosophila yakuba
Lineage: Eukaryota; Metazoa; Arthropoda; Insecta; Diptera; Drosophilidae
Gene: Rab35
Product: ras-related protein Rab-35
Exons: 3
Coding region: 923-1528 (201 amino acids)
Biological process (GO): Rab protein signal transduction; endocytic recycling
Cellular component (GO): endosome membrane; plasma membrane
Molecular function (GO): GTP binding; GTPase activity
Source: RefSeq, a predicted model, not a curated record
UUCCGUCUCUAGUGUGGGUGCGUUAGUAAUAGUUUAUCCAGAAUAUGAAUUAAGCAGAAUUAGCCCGGAACGCCGACGCCCACAAAUUCCCACAAAUCGUCGUCCUUUCAGCGCUGCAAGAGUAACCCGGAAACUGGAAGCUGGAAAGUUCGAAACCGCCGACAAACCCAAGAUAAAUUCAACAGUCAGCCAGACCUCCGCUCCUGUGUGUGUGUGUGCGUGCGUGUGUGUUCGUGUGUUGUGUCUGCUGCAGUGUUGGAGAAAGCGAGACGGACGAUUGCGAGGGAGUCGAGCUUUGCGAAAAUUUGCCAGCCUAUUUUCAAUUUUCUGCACCAAAUUGCCGUCUUAUCGGCCAGCAAGCCAUUGGAUCUGAUUGAAAUGAGCGUGCGGCUCGAUUUCUUUACGCAAAUCCGCUGAUAAAGCAAAAGACAUAACUGCACUAGUGGAGCCGAAAAAAGAGAAACACCUAAUCAAAGGAAAUUAAAUAACAAGGCGGCGGCAACAACACUUACAUAAAUUAACUCGCAACGCAACAACACUAAUAACAAUAGCUUAUCACACAGCAACAAAAACAUCAUCAUCAGCAGCAGCAGCAACAAAAACAGCAGCAACAACUGACCAGCAGCCAGCAAGAACAACAGUUUAUCUCAGAUACUUAGCCGGCUGCACUAGUGCGAGCGAGAGGGCCGUAGUUGGGGCGAAAGAGAGAGUGCGCUCCCGAGAGAGAGUGCGAAAGAAAGAAAGAGAGAGAGUGAGGGCGCGCAGGGAGUGUGCUCCUGUGUGUGUGUGAGUGUGGGAGCAGGCAGCAGAAAAAAAGAAAACAAAAGUAUAUUUUGCAUUGUUCGACGCGCCUAACUGUAAAUAUAAAAGCACUUGCAAAAACAAGGAAAAACACAGAAAAACAGCGAAAAAACGACGAAAAAUGGCACGCGGCUUCGAUCAUCUGUUCAAGUUGCUAAUAAUCGGCGAUAGCGGCGUGGGCAAGUCGUCGCUGCUCAUCCGGUUCUCGGACGACACAUUCUCGGGCAGUUACAUCACCACCAUCGGCGUGGACUUCAAGAUCCGCACCGUGGACAUCGAGGGCAUGCGCGUGAAGCUGCAGAUCUGGGACACGGCCGGACAGGAGCGCUUCCGGACGAUCACCAGCACCUACUACCGCGGCACCCACGGCGUCAUCGUCGUCUACGACGUGACGAACGGCGACUCCUUUGCGAACGUUCGCCGCUGGCUGGAAGAGAUCCAGAACAACUGCGACGUGGUCAAAAAAGUAUUAGUGGGUAACAAGAACGAUGAUCCGGACAGGAAGGUGGUCAUAACCGAGGAUGCGCAGCGGUUCGCAAAACAAAUGGACAUCGAGCUGUUCGAGACUUCCGCCAAAGACAACAUAAACGUGGAGAACAUGUUCUUGUCGAUCACGCGGCAGGUGCUCGACCACAAGCUGCGCACCUCCCCCAACGAGCAGCAGAAGGACACGCUCCACCUGAAGCCCAAUCCCAAGGGCAGCAAGGGUGGGAAGUGCUGCAGGUGAAAGCGGCUCCGGCACGGGAGCUGGCAUUGCAACUGGACCGACGGCGACGGCUGCGGCGGCGGCGGCGGGACGGGGAUUGGAGCCGGAAUUAGGACCAGGACCUGGAUCAACUCUGGGGGCGGACGGAAUCGUUGUGGGGGCGCGUAGUUUGUAGGGUUCUUGGCGUACGAUGCGGCAUACACACUCACUCACAUAGACAUAGCUAACACCACCAAACAACCAACAACAAGAAACCAGAAACCACAAACAACACAAGACAACAACACUCACACCCACUAGAGACAACAAUUUUUUUUGUUUUGUUUUUUUUUCCUCCUGAGUUUUAUUCGGAAUAAUGCCAGAUAGCCGUAAAUUAAAGUGUAAAAGUGUAAAGCGCAAUUAAAUGUAUUUAGCAAUUUAUAUACAUAUUAAUAUAUACAUAAACAAAAUUGAAACAAAUCGCAUAUUUAUAUACAAGAAUAUAUUUAUAUUUCAAACGGAAAAUUGUAUUUACAAUAACUAGAGCGACAGCAGGAACAGGCACGAGCCCGAAAACUAAGAUACGAAACACAUUUAUAUAAAUAUAUACAUAUAUGUAUGUAGGGAGAUAAUAACACAUACAAUUUUUGGCUUCCGAUCGCGACUCUUUACCCCAUACUCCCAUAGUUUUAUACUCAAAAAACGAAAGCUCUGAUUUGCCGACUUUAUCUCUCAAAAGUCCCUCAUCAAGCGAAACUGAAUCUCAAUUUAAUUUGUGCGGUGUAAUGCUUUUAAACAUUUCGUUGCUUCCGGAAACUGCCUUACUUGUUAAGAUUUCAUUUGAUACUAGCCGACAUUCCGUGAUUGCAAUAAGUGGAUAAACUAAACAACAUCAUUUCAUUUGGCUUCAUAUCGCUAGCUUACGAUGAAAAACGUAAAAGUGUCAGUGGAUAAGACUUCCAAUGGAUGUUUUCUCGAAAAAAUAACUCUAGUUAGAGUUUGUAUUUAACCGAAAACGGGAAUCCAAUACUCCAAUUUUCCGAUAUAUGUACCAUCAGAAAGAAUAAAGAUUGAUCUUUACAAAAA